AUGCAUAGGCUUCUUCUUCUCCUCCUCCUCGUAUUCUACAAACUCAUCUUAGGGUAUAAGAUUGGGCACAAGAACCUGCCACCAAGUCCUCUCAGUCUUCCUAUAAUAGGCCAUUUCCACCUCUUAAAGGCCCCGCUUCCUAGCGCUCUGCACACUCUCUCCCGCCGGAAUGGUCCCGUCUUGUUUCUCCGGUUUGGACAGCGGCCAGUCCUCUUACUCUCUACUCCCUCUGCUAUUGAAGAAUGCUUCACAAAGAACGACAUUAUUUUCGCUAACUGUCCACGCUUUGCCUCCAGAAAGCAGCUGGACUAUAAUUUCACCUCCAUUGGAGGGCCUCCCUACGGCCGUCUCUGUCUGAACCUCCGCCGCUUCGCUGCUCUCGAAAUUUUCUCGUCCAGGCGCCUUCAGAUGUCUUCAAAUAUUCGAAUGGAGGAAAUUCGAUUUCUGACCAAACAGUUGUUCAAGUCCUCAACCAAAGGGGUUGAGAAAGUGGAAAUCAAGUCGGUCUUUAAUAUAUUAGCUUUUAAUAUCAUAAUGAAGAUGAUUACAGGAAACAGGUAUUUCAAAGAUGAUGACCUGAACUCAGGUGAAACUAGGCAUAGAUUGGAUGAUAUUAGGCAGACCUUCAGUCCCUCCAGGCAGGUGGGUCUGGGAGACUUUCCAUUCCUGAGGUGGUGUACUUUUCGUGAGGCCAGGCAGAUGAAGAAAUUAUAUAGAAAGAGGGAUUUAUUCUUGAAGGCCAUGAUUGAUGCAUGUCGAAACAUUAGAUCUUCUUCUUCUAUUAUUCAUGGGGAGAGGAGGCCAAUAAUCAUAGAUACUAUGUUAUCUCUGCAAGAAUUGGAACCUGAAUUCUACACUGACGAUAUCAUCAAGGGAAUGAUAAUGGUGAUGCUGAUAGCAGGGACAGAUGCAUCAGCUUCAACUUUGGAAUCGGCUAUAUCGCUCUUAGUAUCACAUCCUGAUCCAUUGUGUUAUGAAUGA
Messenger RNA from Vitis riparia (riverbank grape), 981 nucleotides. RefSeq names its product cytochrome P450 81Q32-like. Lineage: Eukaryota; Viridiplantae; Streptophyta; Magnoliopsida; Vitales; Vitaceae. The transcript is spliced from 2 exons. The record is from RefSeq and is a predicted model, not a curated record. The coding region runs from base 1 to 981 and encodes 326 amino acids. Gene Ontology annotation, molecular function: monooxygenase activity; oxidoreductase activity, acting on paired donors, with incorporation or reduction of molecular oxygen; heme binding.